Anguilla rostrata (American eel) is the source of this 9345-nucleotide messenger RNA. RefSeq names its product discs, large (Drosophila) homolog-associated protein 3 (gene dlgap3). The record is from RefSeq and is a predicted model, not a curated record. The transcript has 13 exons. Gene Ontology annotation, molecular function: molecular adaptor activity. NCBI's taxonomy places the organism in Eukaryota, Metazoa, Chordata, Actinopteri, Anguilliformes, Anguillidae. Gene Ontology annotation, cellular component: glutamatergic synapse; postsynaptic specialization. Gene Ontology annotation, biological process: signaling. Bases 1467 to 4664 code for a protein of 1065 amino acids.
CAAUGUGUUUGACUUUUUAAGUUAGUCCAGUGUUUAAUGUUUAAUGUGUUCAGCUAAUUUUCUGGCUACGUUGACAUAACAUCAUCUUCUGGAUUCUCAAAGCGAUUAAUGGAAAAGAAACAGCCACCUGGUCACGGGAAUUUAUAAUACGCACUCAGCAGAUUGGGCUGUAAAGUAGGUGUUUUCUUUGUUACAGCUUAUCUACGUCUUAAACAAAAGCAGCUUUCCUCAUAGAUCCGUCUGUUACAAUUAAACCAAUAAGUCAUUUAAAUGUAACAUCGGACUGCUUGUACUUUGGUUUAAAUUGUAUCCGACUUGAUUAAGUUAUAAAUGUAUUUGAAAAAGGUAAUGACUGCUGACAUGUCAAUGCUGUUUGAAGUAAAAUUUCAUUUUCCUUGCAACCGACAGCUUUCUGUCAGACAUUGCAAUGGAGUAAGCAUGAAACCACCGCCAGACAUUGCAAUGGAGUAAACAUGAAGCCACCGUCCUCAUGCGUCUACAAAAGCUACGACGUAUUGUAAUACUAAUUUCACUCAGUUUCCAGAAACAUUGACUUCCCAUGUAGCCCACGUACAGAACAGGAGCGCAGAGAAUGCUGUGCACAAAAACAAAAGUACGAUAACCAAAUUGAGGCAGGCAGAUGAGAAGGAUCGUGGAUUUACCAGGCUACAUGAACGUGUUUGCUAUAUGUGUUCGUGGCUUACAACACGCUCCAAAAGAGCUAACUAGCCGUGAUAGUAGGCUAAAUUCGUAUACUGGCUUUGCGAAACCGAAAAUCAAGGGUUUAGCCCAAAAUGGCCUUCGAUGUUUACAUCUGCUCGCUUCUUAAUAGGCUGUGAUGUGAUUGGACCUAUUUCAUACGGUCUAUGGUUUGGACACGUCACGAAAGACAAGCUUCAAACAAGGUCAAAGUUUAAACGAUUUCAACUUCGAGUUGAUUGCAACCAUUUUUUACAGUCUCUGAUUGCAACUUGCCAUUAUUUUGAGCUGUGCGCUACGCCAGGCGCGUUGCUAAUAGUUUGACGCCAGGUCGAGUGUUUUGACGCUGAUCAUGUGCAAGCCGCUUUAUUCCAGAAGGUGCCGUGACUGGCCCCAGAAGUGCACAGUCCUGGUCCAGAGUAGGACCCAAUUAGAGCUGAAUUUGCGCUGGACAUUUCACUGCGUAGCAGACCAUAGCCAUCCAGGCAACGACCUGAUCACUUCGCUUCCACGAGGAAGCCGCUACCGCUGGGAGCGCUAUCAAGACAGGCAGGGCUGUUGAUACCCAAGUGACUCCUCCUUGAAGAGAUUCCGUGGAGUGCCUGUGAUAAACUCUGCACUGGAGCUGGUGCUGUUGGGAUCAGAGAAGACUCUUCUAAACCAAGAUAUGGACAACAAUUUCCAGAUGGCAAGGCAGUGACUACGGCGGAGCCCUGUCGCGCCCACAGCGCCCCCUCUCGGCCCGGGCGGCCCACCAUGCCCCGGCCAUGAAGGGAUACCAUGUGAGCCGCAGCCUCUCCCAGCAUUCCUCAGCGCCAUGCCACUGCAUGCCCGAGGACUGCGAGGUCCCGCGGGACUACAUGCCCCGCCCGCCGGACCACCGCGGCGCCGCCGAGCACUACCAGGGGCACGGAGAGCACCCCUACUACCCCCCGGGGGCGCCCCCCGAGCCCCUGGCCCUGCCGCUCUCCGGAGGGGGCACCUUUCCCCGGGCGCACCCCAGCCAGCAGGCCUACGACUCCUGUGAGGAGUGCCUCUCGUCCGGGCAGGGGGGGCACCCGCCAGGGGGCAAGGCGCACCGCAUCCCACCGAACCUGCUGGACCAGUUCGAGAAGCAGCUCCCCUUCCACCCGGACGGCUUCCACACGCUGCAGUACCAGCGCACGGCCAGCGGGGAGCAGCGCAGCGAGAGCCCCAGCCGCAUCCGCCACCUGGUGCACUCGGUCCAGCGGCUCUUCGCCAAGUCGCACUCGCUGGAGGCGCCGUCCAAGCGCGAGUACAACGGGACGCGCUCCGAGUACCGGGAGCGGGGCGGCGGGGGCCACCGGGGCGGCGGGGGGGAGGAGCCGUCCCCGCACUACGGCACCCAGCACGUGUCCCGCUCGGCCCGCCGGAGCAAGAGCCGCGAGCGCAGCAAGAGCGGCGACUACCGGCGCGAGGCCCGCCACGAGCCGCGGCACCGCAGCCGCACGGCCGGCUGGUGGAGCUCCGACGACAACCUGGACAGCGACAGCAGCUUCCUGGUGACGGCGGCCGGGCUGGCCGCCCGGGGGGGCCGCGGGAUGAUCCAGGCCCACGAGUCCCUGGACGGGGCCAUCCAGGACCUCACCCUCAAGGCCCUGAAGGCCAAGGGAGCCCCGGGGGAAUGCCUGGCCUGCACCGCCAACGCCGGACACUCCCUCAAGAGGAGCACCUGGUCCACCAUGACCGUCAGCCAGGCCCGAGAGGUGUACCCCCCGCACAGGGCCGGCUACGACAAGGCGCUGGUGCCCCUGGAGUCGAAGCUGAAGGAGCGCAGCUACCACUACCUCCAGGUCCCCUCUGAUGAGUGGGGUGGGGGGUAUCCGGGCGGGGGCACGGACAGCGGAGGGGAGAUCCCCUGCCGCAGGAUGCGCAGCGGGAGCUACAUUAAAGCCAUGGGGGACGACGACAGCGCCGAAUCGGACGCCAGCCCCAAGGCCUCGCCCAAAACCGCCAUCAUCGCCCAGAGAGAGGCCUUCCGCCGCUCCGUCAGCAUGGACCAUCGCUCCUCCAGCUCCAAAUACUCCUGUAAACAGUGCACUGAUGCCUACUCCAACAGCCGCAGCACAGCCAAGGGACACACGCGUUCUCGGAGCUACACGCGUUCUCUGACCAGCUCACAGCUGGGAGACGCGCUGAAUCGGCAGUUCGAGGCGGUGUGCGAGACGGUCUUUGGGGAGAUGGAGUCCCAGGCCGUGGAGGCGCUGGACCUGCCUGGCUGCUUCCGGACCCGCAGCCAUAGCUACGUGCGUGCCAUCCAGGCCGGCUGCUCCCAGGAUGACGACUGCCUGUCUGUCUUCUCCCUGUCCGGCCCCCAGGGAGGGCCCAAGGGCGGAGCCGUGUUUCCCCACAGGAAGGCACCCCCACCCCUCCCACCCCGGAUUUCCAAGCCCCUGAUUUCGGUGACAGCACAGAGCAGCACGGAGUCCACUCAGGAUGCGUAUUUCCAGAGCACGGGGCAGCCGGCUCCAGGACGUCCCAAACAGCACAGCAACUCCUUGGAUGGCCUGGAAGGGGGUGGGGGGCGGUCCUCCAGGGCCGAAUACUACCAGGGGGCAGGGACCGGGCGCACCAAACACAGCAACUCGGCCGAGAGCCUCGACGGGCCAAGGGGGUCCAGGGAGACCUCAUACCAAGGGGGGCCAAUGAGGGCCAAGCAUAGCAGCUCUGCCGAAAACCUGCUGGAGGGGGGUGGCAGGGCGUCCCGGGACAGGGUGGGAGGCAGCCUGGGGAAGUCCUCCUCCCUCCCCCAAAACAGCGUGUCACUGAGCAAGGGGCCUUCUGGGGGAGCAGAAGAACACAAGCAAGAGGCCCGCGGGCGCAAGUGGAGGCCCUCCAUCGCGGUGCAGGUGGACAGCUCAGAGACUCUUUCGGACUCAGACACAGAAAGCAAAGUGCUGCGGGAGGUGCACUCCAUCGGGGUCCAGGUGGAAGAGGAUAAGAGACGGGCGCGCUUCAAGCGCUCGAACAGCGUGACGGCGAGCGUCCAGGCGGACCUGGAGCUGGAGGGCUUCCCGGGCGUGUCCACCCAGGACAAGGCCCUGCAGUUCGGCUGCUCCUUCCAGCGCCACUCCUCGGAGCCGGAGUCGGCGGGCCAGUACGCCGAGUACCGCACGGUGCACACGCAGGGCCAGUGGGCCUACCGCGAGGACUACCAGGGCGGCUACGCCACCGAGCCCUGCCCCGUGGACCCCCGCCUGCGCGCCCACUCCCCCCUGCCCCUGGCCAUGGAGCGGGGCUGGUCCGAGGGGCCCCGCAGCCUGCCCGACUCCGGACGGGCCUCGCCCUGCCUCCGCGACGGCGAGUUCUUCCUCCGCCUGCUGCAGGUGGAGGUGGAGAGGAUGGAGGGGUGGUGCCAGACCAUGGAGAGGGAGGCGGAGGAGAACGACCUGCCUGAGGAGAUUCUGGAGCUGAUCCGCAGUGCCGUGGGCAGCGCCCAGCUGCUCAUGUCCCAGAAGGUCCAGCAGUUCUUCCGGCUCUGCCAGCAGAGUGUGGACCCUACGGCGUACCCCCAGCCCAGCUCUCAGGACCUGGCCGGGUUCUGGGACCUGCUGCAGCUGGCUAUGGAGGACGUGCGGGUCAAGUUCCAGGACCUGCAGCGGCUCAAGGACUUGGGCUGGAGGCUCCCGCCCGACAAGAAGGAGGAAAAGAAGCCUCCUCCCCUUUUACCAAAGAAGUCAACAGGAGGUCUGAGUGUGGGCAGGGUUGAAGGUGUGAGUACUGGAGGGGGCGGGGCCGGGGGAGGUGGGGUGUUGGUGGUGACCCGUGGUGGGCGGGCCCUGCCCCUGCGGGAGAAGUCUCUGGACCUGGGCGACCGGCAGCGGCAGGAGGCGCGGAGGAGGCUGCUCCAGGCCAAGCGGGCCGCCUCCUUCCGACAGAACUCCGCCACGGAGAGCGCCGACAGCAUCGAGAUCUACAUCCCCGAGGCCCAGACUCGGCUGUGAGCCGCCCCGCCCCGCCCCGACACCCGGGCACCGGCCUCAGCCCCUCCCCCCAACCCCCAACCCCAACCUACAAAGAACAGGAUAGGGUGACAAAGGCACACUCCCCCUUUGCCACUUUCAAUCAUGUACAGCUGAGAGGGUUAAAGAGAACCUGACAAGAGGGCUCAUAUUUUCAUUUCUGAUCAAUCCUGGACAAAACAAUAUAGGAUAAUUUUUUGUUCGUUUGUUUGAUAAAUUUGCACACUGCAUUUAAAACCAGGAAGUAGCAUUUUUUUUUCAAUCCACAUAAGUGUCACCUUCAGAGAGAACAGAGCUGCACCAGCAGAACCUCAUUAUCUGUGUAUUAGAUGAUGGACUUAUGGGAGAACAGAAAGUGAAGUUAAAUUUGCCAACCGUUUGAAGGAACAGAGAUUGCUGUUCUUGUGCGUGAUCACGUUUACAAAGAGAACUUAGCAAGUCAGACUAAAAAUGUGGCAAGGCUUUAUUUUUUUAAAAUUUUGUUUCCUUUUGGUGACAAUGAUUAUUAGUUUUACCUCCUGCUGUGACUUCCCUCUCACUGUGAAAUGAUUGCGCCCUCCGGUGGCCAAAUCACGCCACGACUAUAAGACUCGCCAUUGACGCUCAGGCCUGCCUCAACCAAGUGCAGUAUUUCAGCUCAGCUCCCCCUGACCAGUGCACCACGAGGACAUCCCUGAGAGUACAAACACAACAUUCGCUUUGUUUUCACUUUGUGUUUUCUCCAAUGCCUUUUUCACACUGCAAUUUGGACUCUUGCUGUUUUAUGUAGUUUACAAAGAAAAGAAAAGAAAUCAGGAAGUGGCAUCUUCUAAAAACCUCCAACAAAGGAAGACUGUCAGAAAAAGGCCUUGUUUCUGAUAUCUCAGCUUCGUGCUGGCUAUUUAGUGACCACUGGGAAAUGCUCUGGGGUUAGUCAUGCAGUGAUGUAGCUUAAACAGCAAUCUUAGGAAAAUGUAGAACGGUAUCUAUUUGUACCGAUUUGUGUCACAGUAAGCUUUCCAUUACUCUGGUCUUCAGCAAUUGAACAGGUAAAGGGGAAAGGAGUGUCUUUUUGUUUGUUGCUUUUUCCCCUUGCCGGCUGUCUUGUUUGGUAAUGUUCGAAAGCUGAAAAUUUGUGAUCUUGACAAUGCACCCAUAAUUUUCUGGUCUUUAUUCAGACCAGUUUUAAAUUUCUGCAUCCAUAAAAAGCAUAAGUCAUGAAGAAUGGUACAAGUAGCUGUGCUGGUGAUUUUGCGAAUGGGUGCAUGUUUUGCUUUGGAAAUACUUUUGGUGUAUUGGCUUUUUUUUUCAAAUGCGCCACGAAAACCUAAUUAUAAAUAUAAUACUGCGUUGACAAGGGAAACAAAUCCCUGGAAAUGCUUUCCUCAUAUCACUGUGGGGUAUAGUUAUAUCUUUUGGGAUAUGCCAAAAAAUCUAACCACUAUCUUUGAAAUCCCAUGCAGUGAUUUCAAGCGGUUUUUUUAUUGCCACAGUUCUCUUUGUCAGCACCUGCCCUCUUGUGGACAGAGUACAUUAUAGCAAAGAACAACUACUGUAGUCCCAGAGCAAUUUUUUUGGAAAAGAAAAAGAAUUAUUUGCAUGAAAAACUGGGAUGUCUUUUAUAAAUUUGAAACUGAAGCUCAAAUGGAGUAUUUUAAUGGGAGAUGUAUAUUUUAUAUUGUUAUCUACAUUUUUUAGAUUAGUAUAAAAUAUAUGAUUAUGUAUGUAUAAAGAUUAUUAAACAUUAUUAAACAUCACAGAGACAUAUGUAAUAUAACAUUAGCCAAGUGAAGCAGUCCUUAUUCGAUGGCAUAUCAUGAUUCAGGCAUGCAAGAGAGGAGCUCGGCUUUCUCUUUUGGGCGGUUGGGUAUAUUUCAGUAGUGCGGUUGUCCAGGUUCACAGGGUUAAACUGUGCCGAUCACAGUCGCCAAAUGUGCUCUCUGCUUUAUGCUUCCUGUCCUCUUUCUGGCUCACUCUUUCUGUGUCUCAUGGUUGUGAUACAUCACAUCCCAAAAAGAGAUGGAAAAUGAGCAGGGAGGCCAUCGCCCUUGUGACUUACUACCUGUAGUAUGCACCGGGAUUUUUUUUGUUUUCUACACAACUGACAACACGUGCCUGAGGACAGCAAUGCGUGCGGCUUAUUUCAUAUGACUAUAAUAACUUAUAUUGUGGCAGAAUAAAUAUGUACAUAGAUUAACAAUAUUUAGAGAUUUUUAAAUAGAAAAAAUAUUUUACUGUAUUAAAAGCCUUGUUGUGAGACUUGAAACAUGAAUCCACGUAUACAAAGACACACACACACAGAAAUACCUUGUCAACUUGGCUUUUGUAUCAGACAUCUCUCAGAUCUAGCUAUUUAUUGUGCAUGCUUUUUGUACGAUGGCCACAAUAAAUUGUAGUUUGUGGCCACAAUUGUUUUUGUCAUCCUGCCCUGUUGUGAAUAUAUAUACAGUAACAUGGCUCUAUCCUAUUUGGCCAAUGCUAUAAACAUAACUUGUUUGUCAAGCUAGUAAAAAUUAUGAUAAAAGUCCUCUGAAUACACCAGUUCUCCCUUCCUGCUUGCAAUUUGAUUCAAGACUGACGAGAAGACUCCUUGUACUGCAUGCUCAAGCAGCCAAAUCAACUUACGAAUAUGUGGGGUCCCCCAAGGGCCCGUUCAAGGAUCCAUAACAUAACAGUGAAUGGUAAAACUUUGAAAAAACGCUUUACCUCUGUGAACUUGACUUACAAUUCAGUAUCAAUGUGCUACACUGCUGAGAUUCUUUCGCAAAGAUUCUACAGCGAUACAAGCUUUCAUAGGUGCGACAUCUCCUAUUUCAUGCCAGAAAUAAUAUAUAUAAUGCAUUCUAUACUUAAGCCUAUGUGAAAGUGUAUAAUAAUAACUGAUGCUGCAGUUGUAUAAGCACAAUACUUUGCCAGUACUGUUCCUUGAAUAUUAAGGACUUGUCACCAUCAGAUCAAUAUUGUUUCGGAAUGAACUCACUGUAAGACAAGAGUUUCAACUAAAGGACCCACAAGUGCUUUUCAUGUGAAAAACAAAAACGGUCACAUGGAUGUGAAGACUGAAACAGUCAGGUCACUUGAGGCAUGAGGUACCAUGCUUGCGUUUAUUGUCUUAUGUCUUUUCUCUCGCAUCUGCAAUAUUUAAUCUGAAUCCCUCGGGGGUGUGGGGGAACUGCAGUGUAUCUUUAACCCUGGGGGGUGUCAGUAUUUACUUUACACAAGCACUAUUAGCCUUUAACUAGACCCCCCAACGUAUGAGUUUGUCAUACAUCAUACAAUAUAGCUGCUGACUGACCAAUUGAUCAGAAAUGAGCUGAGACCAAGUUCAUUUGAAGCACUUGAUAAGCCUUGACAGCUCUUGUGUGACAGGUCUUUGCACAACCAGUACAUAAGUGCUUAAUAAUUGGUGGAACUCUAGGCUAAAUACCAACUCUGGCCUCACUGUACACUUCUACAUUUCCAUGAAGUUUGUUCCUCCCCUGACGUAGAUGGAUAGGGAGCUAAUGGAGAAUGAAUGAAACUAAAGAUCUGGCUUCUCCUCUGGUAGUAACUUUUUCAAAAUCCUAUUGAGGUCUCUUCUUCCAAUGUUUUUGUUUUUGUUUUUGUUUGAAAUAAAGGUCAACACUGUGACUGUGUAGUUUGCAUUAGAACCCGUGCACCAAAAUCAACACCCUCAUUUAACGGCUCUUAGGAGAACCAUGCCUGUUGUAAAUGGUAUUCUAAGUGGGCAGUAAUUGUGCCCUAGUGCUGAUGAGAAUAAUUUGAUCAUAUAUAAUUACUGCACUGUGAUCUUGACCUCCCUCAUUUACAGGCUGCAGAGAUACCUAAACACUGGAAAUUACAUGGGUCACAUACUCCAAAGUAAUUACUGUGUAAUAACAUUUACCCUACACACACACACAUACACACACAAUUCCUCACUUUUAUCAUGUAAAUAUCUCUGUUGAAAUGGAAAUUAGUAUUAUUAAUAUGAAUAUGUACUGUUAUUACGAUUAUUAUCAAUACUAUCACUGUCAUUAUGAAAAGUGUUAUUUCAAUUAUCAGUAUUAAUAACCUUAUUCUGUAUUCAAGGGUGAGUCUGUAAUGUAUAAAAAGAACAUGUGUGUUGGAGGAUUGCUUUUUAUAUUGCUGCUACUAAAGGGCAAGGGUUGGAAGAGCACCUGCCAUUGUUGGGAUGAUGCUGUGAAAAGGGAGAGCACGAACUCUCUGCUCCAUCUUCAAACAGCUGCAUGGCUGCUUCCAGGCAGAGGAGUUUUAUUCCAGGUUAACCUGAGGAAGACUCACAAGAGGCCUGCCAUAUGUCAUCACUGAGCCCCUGGAUCAACUUCGGUCUUACAUAUCGAGAAAAAUUGUUAGUCAGAAAAGAAUUAGCCUCCAGAUCCCUCCCAAAGGGGGACAGACAUUUUUUUAAUGAAUGUUUGGUUAACGCAGCAACACAUUUUCCUCUCUCAUAUUUCCUGACUCUGCGAUUGGCUCCCUGAGAACGAUUUUCAACAUCAGAUUGACCAAUCCAGUUGAUUUCCCCUUUACUUAUGCUGGUUUGAUUCCUCUCUAUUUAUUUUUUACUUGGUAGUUGUUAAUGUGCCAAUGUUUCGACUCUGAAAAUAUUCUUCUCUUGUCUAUUGGUUGAAUCAAGGCUGAAUUGCUCAAACUAAUAGCAAUAGUGACGUCAAAGAGCAGAGAA